Messenger RNA from Cutaneotrichosporon oleaginosum, 2041 nucleotides. RefSeq lists its product as uncharacterized. The record is from RefSeq and is a predicted model, not a curated record. NCBI's taxonomy places the organism in Eukaryota, Fungi, Basidiomycota, Tremellomycetes, Trichosporonales, Trichosporonaceae.
AAUAUGCCCCCGCGCCCACCCGCCUGUCGUGCUGCUUGAGCUCCCGCAUCUUGGAGCCAUCUUCACUGCUGCCACUCGCUACCACUGCACUCAAUCAUCUAGUCUCGAGUGCGACGGCCACCUCAUGCGCGGGGCUUUCGAGCCUGGUCCGCCUCCGACACCGCUAUCAAGAUGAAACCAAGCACUGUGCUAACAAUCCUGUACGGCCUCAAUCUCGUCACCGCCCUCGUCGGCGCCGGGUUCCUGGCGGCCUUUCUGGGUCAGCUCUACGCAGACGAUCCACUCCUGGUGUUCCAAUUGCCCGUCGCCAUCUGGGUAAGCGGCGUCGCGGCCUUCUUUGGUCUGCUCAUCGCAUACCUGGUUGUCUGGAUCAUUUUCCGCGUCAGCCACUUCGAGAGCGGCUUCUCCACGGUUGUGGGGGACACAUGUGCUAUCCUCUUGUUCCUGCUUGCCGGCGUCGCCAGCGCCGCGGGCUUGACGAGCGAGAACGUCUUCCGCCUCAAUUGCCGUGAACAGCCCAUGUGGUCCGAUGUCCUUGCCCUCUGCCUCCCGGCCGCCAUCGGUGCAUCCAUCGCCUGGGGUCAGGUCGGCCUCCUCCUCCUCACCUUGGCCUACAUUGUGAUUGCGAUGCGGGACUACCCCGACGGAUGGAAGGAGUCCAUGUACAGUCUGAGCAAUCCCCGGAGAGUUAAGCCUAUAAUCCAUCUUGACAAGACCGACACAAACUCUCCCGCAUCAUCCUUCGGCUCGCCCUACAGCACUAUGGAACGCAGACCUCUCGUCGGCGUCAUACCAGAUUACCCUCCGCGCGGCGCCCCCGGACGCGAUCACACGCAUCGCCCGUCAGACUCCAUCUCCUCUGGUUCUUUCAUCUCUUCCAUGUCUCCCCUGUCACCCGCGUCGCCUCCCUCGCCAAGUGAUAGCUGGCCAUCGCGCUGGGGCACACCGGCUCCUCCGCGGCCUGGCCGACUUCCAGCGGGCGGCAUGUAUGCGGCCUACGCCGAUGCCUUGCCCACAAACUCGUACUGGAUCGAUGAUCAGGCAAUCCGACGACCUCAACCCUCUCUCGAGAUGGACCGUUUGAACUACCGCCCAUCAGAGGAUCUUGAACGCCUGGUCACCCCCUCCUCACCUCCGCGCUCGCGCCUCGCACCGAGAGGACACUGCGCCAAUGUCUCUAAACCCUCCCUCCGCUCUCUGAGCACUCCCUCCUCGCCAGGCCGUCUGGUAAAUCCCCCGCCACUUCCGAUGCUCCCCACACACGCCCAACAUCUUCAGACGCCGCCAUACGAGCCAGGAUUCGGCGGGACGCGGCCGCGCUCCGACUCCGCUUCCUCUCAGUUGUCUCGCAUUGAGGCAGAUUACAAGGCCGCUGCGCUUGAAGCUCGCCCCCUUUCACGAGACUUUGAGACAGUUUCAGUAAAAUCAAACGCCCCAUCCUGGCUGCAGUCGCCCGGCAUCUAUCCGCCGGAGAAAUAUACAUACACGUACGAAAAGCCUCAACCUCUCACACCGCCGCCCCUCACGCCCCCCAUGUCCACGCCAGCGAGGUGCACGACGCCCACGGAGCUUAAGACGCUGAGAGAGUUCUCGCACUACGGAUCAGGACUGCCCCCGCUACCGCCCGCGUGGGGAGUGGACGAGUCCGCUCGGGAGCAGGAACACCAGCGCCAGCUCGAGCGGGCGAGAGAGGCAGAAAUUGUGGCGAGGGCACACCGCAAAAUGAGCCUUGAGGUCGAGAAUGCAGGGCCUUCGCGACAUGGACCAUCGCGUCGCCCGUCUGAAGUGCCUUCGUCGUCUCCACCCAGACGGCCUCAGAGAACAGUUAGCGACUACAGCGAGUUUGGAUAUCCAAGCGAAGCGAGACGUCCUCGUCGGACAUCAAAACUCCCCCCGCCCAUUCUCCCAGGGGAGGCGCUGGCGCUGCCCCUCCCCCGCCCGGAGUGGGAACCCCGAGUCAAGCGACCACCGGGGUUCCAGUUGUAAUCUACACGGACACUUCUACUGGUAUAUAAUGAAAACAAUUGUGCAUACAGCGAGC